Molecule: messenger RNA, 1667 nt
Organism: Dioscorea cayenensis subsp. rotundata (Guinea yam)
Lineage: Eukaryota; Viridiplantae; Streptophyta; Magnoliopsida; Dioscoreales; Dioscoreaceae
Product: adenine nucleotide transporter BT1, chloroplastic/mitochondrial-like
Exons: 4
Coding region: 229-1446 (405 amino acids)
Biological process (GO): transmembrane transport
Source: RefSeq, a predicted model, not a curated record
UCUAAAACCCAAAAGAGGUCUCUCAAAGAGACGCCAUUAGAGGGUCUUUCACAAGCUCUCCUUCUUCGGUCCUUCAUCUCCUCCGAAGAGGAUCGAAGGGCUGAAGAGAGAGAGAGAGAGGGGGAGAGCAACUGGUGGCGAAUGCCCUUCUUUCUCUCUGAUUUGUGAAGACAUGGGGUCUGUUGCUAGGAGAAGCUAGAUUGGAGUUUACUUUCUGUAACAGAAUUGAUGGGAAACAACAGAUUACAAGCUAUUGAAAAUAAGAAAGAUGGGUUCCUCGCCUUUCCGGGAUUUGGAUUUUCAUGGAACACCCAAGAGGAGUAUUAUCAUCCAGGAGGUUUGUUUGCAAGCGUUGGCCAAGUGGGAGUGGGCUUUGGUAUUUCACCAGACCCUCCAAAUCCUAAAGGAAAUGAUGGUAUAAAGAUUCCAUGCACUGAUCUUUAUGUGAAAUAUGUUUCUCCGGAGUUUGGAUUUCGUAUUGUUGGAAAUCCACCAGCGCCAGCUGCUGCAGAAGUGGUGAGCAUGGAAGAGGAAGUUGAGCUGAGGACUAGGAAGAAGCGUGGAUUCAAGUUUAAAAUUAGGGUUGCCAACCCCUCUUUUAGGAGACUGAUCAGUGGGGCGAUUGCUGGGGCAGUCUCACGGACUGCUGUUGCUCCACUAGAGACAAUCAGGACUCAUCUUAUGGUUGGGAGCAGUGGAGAGUCAACCACAGAAGUCUUCCAUAACAUUAUGAAAGUAGAAGGGUGGAAGGGCUUGUUUCGUGGUAAUCUUGUCAAUGUUAUUCGGGUUGCCCCAAGCAAGGCUAUAGAGUUAUUUGCCUUUGAUACAGUCAACAAGGUUUUGUCUCCUAAAGAUGGGGAACCUGCUAAGAUGCCUGUCCCAUCAUCACUUGUUGCAGGAGCCAUUGCUGGAGUUAGCUCAACCUUGAGUACUUACCCUCUUGAAUUACUCAAGACUCGACUAACAAUACAGAGAGGUGUCUAUGAGAACCUCCUGCAUGCGUUCAUUAAAAUCGUGAAAGAAGAAGGCCCUGCAGAACUGUACAGAGGUCUCACACCAAGUCUAAUAGGAGUGGUACCUUAUGCGGCCACCAAUUACUAUGCAUAUGAUACAUUGAAAAAGGUAUACAGGAAGGUCUUGAAGCAGGAGGACAUCGGCAACAUUGCUACACUACUAAUUGGAUCAGCAGCUGCUGCUGUCUCGAGCAGUGCAACUUUCCCGCUCGAGGUAGCUCGCAAGCACAUGCAGGCAGGUGCCGUCGGAGGAAGGCAGGUUUACAAAAACAUGCUUCAUGCACUCUUGAGCAUUCUGGAACAGGAGGGCAUUGGCGGACUUUACAAAGGUUUAGGGCCAAGUUGUAUGAAGCUAGUGCCGGCGGCAGGAAUUUCGUUCAUGUGUUACGAGGCUUGCAAGAGGAUCCUCACUGACAAAGACAAUGAUGCAUAGCAGUAUGUCUUUUGGUGGUAUCAAGACCAAAUUUUGGGUGUUUUUCUCAUGCCGGCUCAGUUGAUCUCUAAAGUUUGAGCUGGUCGGGUCUUGAGUUCGAUUCUUUUUUUUGGUUUUUCAAAUCUGUUUUAGCUUAUUGUCUGACUUAAAAAUUGCUCCAUAGAGAUGACUUAUUGAUUUUGCAAUCUCCAAAUAAUAUUUCAAAACCAGGUUUUUCUUGA